Molecule: messenger RNA, 5956 nt
Organism: Pygoscelis adeliae (Adelie penguin)
Lineage: Eukaryota; Metazoa; Chordata; Aves; Sphenisciformes; Spheniscidae
Gene: FOCAD
Product: focadhesin
Exons: 44
Coding region: 127-5541 (1804 amino acids)
Biological process (GO): regulation of post-transcriptional gene silencing
Source: RefSeq, a predicted model, not a curated record
UGUGCUUGUGGGUGCCUGCAUAUUCCAACUUAGAGAAGGUUUUUUUGUCAAGUGUUCGAACCCCUAACUAUAAUUACCAUUUACAGUCUCACAGAGUGAGAGUUAGUGUCAUAUGACAGAGCCAAAAUGUUGGAUGACAUCAAGAAGCGGUUUGAAUUUCCUAAUGCAGUUAUUCAGUCACAGGCAGUGGGUCAUCUGAUUGCUGCAGUACUGAAAGAAAGUAUUUCUUCAGAGAAGAUCAGGCAGGCAUCUGACCAGACUCCUGCUCUGAACUUGCUUUGGGAGAAGUGCUGCAGUGAGAAUGUUGCCUUGCGAACAGCCUGCUCUGAGGGGUUGGUGGCGCUUGUUGCAGAGAAACAUGCUGAGCUUGACUAUGUUCUUCAUGGAGCUCUCAACCUGAUUCCUUCAGCAAGGAAUGUGCAUGGUUUAGUAAAAACUAUUUGGAAAUUACUACAAAUUCAAGCUAUUCAACUGGGAAAAGAUGGAGAUGAGACUGUUCAGAAUUUGUAUGGAAUCAGGAACACUCCUCAUCCAUUGAUUAAUGUCCUUGAAAACAGACCUGAUUGCUGGCCAGUUCUACUGCAGCAGAUAACAGUAUUUUUCCAUCAGUGUCCAGAGAGGGCACAGAGUUCAUGUGUUGGCAUAAUGGCUCCGUUUUUAAGAUACCUGUAUUGCGAACCAUCUCAGUUACGGGAAUAUGCUGAACUGCGAAUGGGUUUACUUAAGAUCUUACUUCAGCCUCAUGGUCCAAAGCACAAAGAAGCACCCUCCGUGUUGGAAUGCCAGAUUCUUCAACUUCUGUGUGAUUUGAUUCCACACCUUCAGCUUAAAGACUUACUGCAAGUUACAGAAGCCUUGUUUUUCCUGCAAGAGCUAUUCCUCAGCCUACUGCGGUAUCCUGUGUUUUGGAAAGUUCAGUUAUCCCAGUUUUGUCUGCAGCUGUUAUGCUUCUGUGAAGUGUGUUUAAAUGUAACAGGAGAAUGCUCAUCUUUGAUCUCCUUAAUAGAGGACAACUUUGAGCUCUUAAAAGAGGUAUUUCCAGUGGAACAGUGUAUAAUUGGGCUAGCGCUUCUACUGCUGCAAACACCAGAAAGUCAGCAAAAGUCUGUCUUGAGUCUAGCAUACAAGCUCCUUUCCUGUUCAGAAACCCAGAACAUCUCAACCACAGCCCUUACUUUGGUGAUGCCUGUGCUACAGAUCUUAUCUUCUACAACAGUUGGGGACUGCAUAUCAGAGGAUGAUUCUGGAACUACCAGGCAGCAGCUGGCUGUAAAUCUUUUGGGAAUAUUACAGGAGAAAGAUGUGAAGGAUAAAAAGGAAUUGGUGUCCUGCAAACUCCUUUUCCCCAUAACCAGCUCUUACAGCUCAUUGUAUACCACCUGGAAGAUCAUAGAGCUCAUGAAAGAGAAGUCUGCAGUUACUAACUGGUUAUCUUCAGUGAAAUCACUGUUACCUGUUACAACUCAAGUCCCUAUCCAUGUUUUUCUUCUUCUGGCUUAUCUACUGAUCCAAGAAAAUGGAGACAGUCUUCGUAAUGUACUCCAGGCUACUACGGCAAUAGCCAAGGCUGAUUGUUCUCAGGUCCCAAAUCUGAUCCCAGUUCUGAUUUUUAAAUUGGGAAGACCUUUGGAGCCUGCACUUUACAGGGAUAUAUUGUAUACAUUGCCUACACUGGGUGUACACAAGGUUUGUGUAGCUCAGAUUCUACGUGCCAUACACAUGCUGGGGAGCACACCAAAGCUUAGAGCAAUUGCUUUGCGGCUGAUGACAUCCUUAUGGGAAAGACAGGACCGAAUAUACCCAGAAUUACAGAAGUUCUUGGCGAUGUCUGAUAUGCCCUCUUUGUCUGUUGAUAAAGAUUCUCAAUGGGAAAAGCUGAUUGCUAAAGCUGCUUGCAUAAGAGAUAUAUGUAGGCAGAGGCCAUACCAGCACGGAGCAGACAUGUUGGCUGCAAUUUCCCACGUAUUAAAUGAAUGCACAAAACCUGAUCAAGCUUCACCCGCUGCCAUAGUGUUACAGGGUCUUCAGGCACUUUGUGAGGCUGAGGUUGUUUGCAUCCGUUCUACAUGGAAUGCUCUGUCACCAAAGCUGAGUUGUGAUACAAGACCCCUCAUUUUAAAAGCGCUGAAUGAAUUGUUUGCCCUGGUUCCCUCAUUAACAGUGAAUACAAAUGAAUAUGAGAAAUUCAAAGCUCAAGUUAUCAGCUUCCUUUGGAACAACACACAAAACAAGGAUGCUGUUGUAGCCAUUUCGGCCUAUAAGUCACUGUCGUCAUUUGGCUCUGAAGAACAUACAAUUCUUCAUCUUCCUGAACAGGCACGACCAGAAGUUGACUCACUGGAGGAGGCAGACAUGAAUGAAGAUGAAGAAGAGGAGAAGGAGAUGGAUCUUUUUGUUCCUGGUUCUUCAUAUAUCAAGCUGUUGUCUCUAACACCAGCUUCUGUUUUAGGAGCAUUUGAAGAGUUUGCAGCAUCUCUUGUGAAACAGGAAAUGACCAACAUGCCCCGUGGUGUGUAUCAUUCUGCCUUGAGAGGAGGGACCACACGCUCAGACCAGGGGAAGACCGUGGCAGGUGUUCCAAACUUCUUGCUGAAAAUGUAUGAGAGGAACAAACAACCAGGCAUGACACCAGGCCUUGCAGCUGGCAUGUUGUUAUGUUACGACCUUCCAGUCCAUAUGGGCAAGGAUGGUAAGCCUAUUAAUCGGUUUCUGGCCAGCAGGGGACGCAAUUUCCAGCAAAUGUUGGUAGCCCUCAUUCAUGAGGUUAACAUUCAGCCUUCCGAAUGGCACCGCUCUAUCCUGCUGCCACAGUCCUGGUUAGGAUUUAUGAGUCGAACCUACAGUGCAGUCCUGCAGGGGAGGCAGGCAGAGCUGGAGAUGCAGUUAAAACAUGGAAAAGAGGAUCCUGAAGAUGUGCAUUACAAACAAUUCACAGCCUGGCUCUGGGUCAGAGAUAUGUUGACUGAUGUCAUCAAAGGUGCUUCCAAAGACAGCCCAGUGGUGAAGGGAAACUCUAUUUUUGCCUUAACUGGUCUUGCAGUUGCUGUAGCCAAAUACGAAAGCAGCCUUUCCUCAGACACCGAAGGGAUGCCUGAGACCGAACCUGACUUUCUUCCCACAAAACACUGGAUUUCAAUGGUCACAGAGACCCUCUUUAGUAUUGUGAAUAGCCGCUAUCACCCUAAAGGUCAAGUCUUCCCAUGGUUCUACCAGAAAUCCUAUUCAGGUGAAAAUACUGCUAGUAUUAUAGCUCGUUCCUGUGCGGCCACUGCUUUGUCUCUCCUGGUGCCAGUUUUCAUUGUAUCGUGCAAGGAGAAGGUUGAGGAGGUCCUGAAUAUGCUGACUAGCAGGUUACCUGGGAAACCAAAUGCUGAUGAGUCUCAAGCUGUUCAAAUCCACGUGGGCCUUGGUCUGGGGAUGUUCAUCUCACGUUUAUAUGAAGAAAAAGUCAGUGAGGUACCCAGUCAACAGUUGAACUUAGUUCUAAUGAAGUCCCUGGAUGCGCUAGAAGACUGUUGUUUUGACACCACUCUGGAGUACAACACUGGAUGUAUUUUGGGAGUAGGACUUGUUCUUUCACUUAUGAGUCACAGUAGCCAAACAGAAUCGCGAGUGCAUGUUUCCGCUUCCUUGCGAAAACUCUGCAACUACCUGGACAGCAGUGAGGACCAAAGCAGAUGGGUCCAGGAGGUACUUGCCUAUUCUGUGGCCUGUUCCUGUGUCUCUGCUUUCAGUGUUGGAAUCAUUGAAGCAGCUGAGGCUGAGGAGGCCAUGAACAAGCUACGGACCUUAGUGGAAAAUAAUCAGCAGACCCAUGGUUUUGCUUUAGCUCUGGGUGCAAUAGUACACGGAUUGUCAACUUGUGGUCAUGGGAAAGCUGAAGACCUGAGUAACAGACUAAUGCCAGCCUGGAUAAAAAUUGUGCUUGCAGAGGGUUCUCCAACAAUGCAGCGUCUGGCUGCUGUCAAUGGGUUGGUUGCACUCGUGGGCUCUGAAGGAAGCAUGAUACAGCUGAAAUCUGAGAGCAUUCAGUCUUCCCAGUUUCAAAGUAAGCUGAAUGAAGUCAUCAGAACCCUUACACAGAUUAUCAGUUUUUCAGGGCAGAUUGGCCUUCAGACAAAUGCAGCAGGACUUUUGGGACGCCUUCAUAUGUCCUGUUUGUCUUCUACCCAGAGCAGGGCAUCCGUUCCUCCAGAUUUUAGCUACUUGCCUGAAAACAGCUUUAUCAGGGCAGCCAUUGACUUUGCCAUUGAAAGUGGAAAGAAAGGCCCUGAAUCUGUCCCAGUUGAGCUGAUGAAAGUCGCAUUGGCACCCAUUGCAUUAGUUGGAGAAAGCCAUCAGUAUCCACCUGUAAAUUGGGCAUCCAUUCUUUCUCCUUUGAUGAGGCUAAACUUUGGUGAUGAGGUAAAACAUCUCUGCCUUCAGCUGGCUGUGACACAGGCCCAGUCAUCUCAAAAUGCAGCAAUGCUUUUGGGGAUGUGGGUGGCACCUCCCCUUGUCUACAGUAUCAGUAUGAAAACCCAGAAAUACCUUUUCACGUCCCUGCCCCUGUGGAUGAAACAUGUUGCAGAAGACAAACUGCAGUCCUUUACAGAAGUGUUUCUGAUACAACAAUUUGAAGUGAAGAACCGCACAAAAAACCCAGAAAUCUGCCAGUGUGUUCUACAGGGGCUUAUGCAGGCAAUGAAACUUCCAAACGUGGCCCAGUACUGCUGGAGCUUUCUGUGCCAGGCUGUGGAGAAAGUAUUUGAGCUUCUACCAAAUGAGGUUCAGAGAGGGGAACUGGAGGUGUAUAUCGAUGUAGCAAAAUGCAUCUCAGAAAUGGCUGAUUCAGAGAUUGAUCGCAUUGUCCAGAUCUCUAAGAACAAUAUAGAGAAGGCCACAUUCACGAAAGUAUAUUUAAUUUCUCAAGGCAGACUGCCUCUGAUGAACUUCAGUGCUGUGAUUGAUACUGUGGCAGGAUAUCACCAGAAAGAAAAUAUUUUAUGGAUGCUCUUGCAUAGUUUCUAUCAUGCUCGUAUUGUGAGCCAUGAAAACACAGGAGUGCUGAAAAGAAUGGACUGGCUACUAGACCUGAUGGGCUACAUCAGAAAUCUAGCAUACAAGUCAACACCUUUACAAAAUGUCAAUCUUAAAGAGUGCAUAGAUUUUCUCCUGUGGCUGUUUGCAGCUUCUGUGGUGGCCUGGGCUGACCAUGGUGCACCAUUACUGCUUGGCCUCAGUGCUAACUGGUCACCGUGGAAGCACCAAACGAUAUUACCGGAAUUAUCUGAGGAUCACGUUGGCAAGCACCCCACUGACAAGCUUGCUGUGCAAGAGACUCUCACUCUCCUUCCAAGCAGCAUUUCCCUGUUGCUAGCUAAAGAGCCUUGGAAAGAACAAACACAGAAGUUUAUUGACUGGCUGAUCAAUAUGAUGGAAAGUCCUAAGGAAGCAUUAUCAAAAUCUUCCAUGGACCUGCUGAAAGUUACACUUCUGGCCUUGAGAUCUCUUGCAGAGUUCAAGAAGAAAGCAGUGUGGACUAAAGCUUAUGGGUGGUAGCUGCAUGCCGUAUCUUAUCCAAUGAAGAAAACUGUUCAUACUUGAAAGCAUAAUAUUACUAUUCAGGCAUCAAGACGACCAAUUUCAAAGAGGUUUCCUAUCAGAAGGUUUUGGACUUUUUUUCCUGUCCUUUUACCUCCUCCCAAAGACUUAUAAGAUGAAAAACAGAAUUUUGUUUUCCACUGUUGGGGUGUUCUUUUACAAACUACCUAGCAUGGUUUGAGCUGCGCUGAAUCUAAAUGAGAAAUACACAUUCAGUUGUUUCAAUUGAAUUGUUUUAGUGACACCUGGGAGCCUCGAAAGCUGGAGUGGAAUAUUCCUUUAACUCAUGGAAGCUUGGUAGGAAUGAAUAGAAGAAAAAAAAACUUGUAAAAUUUGUUUGGAUGCAGCCUAUUUACUAAAGUAUGGUUUAAUG